AUGUUCUACACGACAAUUCCUUCUAAUGAUAUGAUAACAGAAAUUUCUGACCUGUGGAUACGUAUUCCUUUUUCUCCUUCUCGAUUGGCUCAGAGCAAACUCCACAUUGCACUUACAGGCAUUCCUUCUCCUCUCGCACUUUCAGUACAUGAUAUGAUAACAGAAACUCCAUUGGACAUGACGUAUGAAUCCUUCAAAACUGAGGUUCUCAGACGUAACUUUCCUUCAGAUGAAAGGAAACUAGGCUGGGAGGCACUGGGCACGUCAGUUGUUUCCCCCACUGAUUCACCUUACCGUGCAUUUUUUAUCCGAGAUGCUAUUUCUUCAAAGUCCUUUAUGGUGGACAUGGGAGCCAGCGUCAGCGUCUGGCCCCGAAGGUUUACUUCCACCAAUCCUGGUCUUUCCGACAUAUCUCUCUAUGUGGUGAAUCACUCCGCUAUUAAAACCUACGGACAAAUGUCUCUUACCCUGGAUUUAUCACUCCGUAAGGAUUUCAAGUGGAUCUUUGUCAUUGCUGACCUGCCACCAAUGCUUCCUCACAACCAGUCUAUUUCCUCUACAGUACUUCCGGAUAUUUCUACUUGGACUCACAUGUUUGUAAAAAAUGAUGCCAUCAAGGGACUGUUCACACCUCCCUACACUGGUCCCUAUCAUGUUCUUAGAAGCACACUGAAACUGUUCACUAUGAACAUUCAUGGGAAAAAAGAGACUGUCUCUGUCGACAGAGUACUUGAUAACACCACAAUGCCUAAGUUCGUCCAUUUUCAAGAGAAGUCACUUCUAGUUAGUUUUGAAGACUUCUUUGAACAGUUAGAUGUCAGUUUACUUGAGAAGAAACAAUGCAAGCAAUAUCACCCCCAGCGACAUUCAAAGUUGGCUGUCACUGAAGAUUUACUGAAUGACUGGGUCCAGAAAAGCCUUUAUGACUCUAAUUUGGCUGACAAGGACAACCUAUAUGUCGUAGAUAAUAAGGAACUGGAAGAGGUACCGUGUAAAGAUUACUUGGAUUACGAAACAGACUCACAUUUGGAUUUCAAUGAAGAUGAAGCACUGGAAACUGUGUUGCAAAAUAUGCUUAAGAAAGAGUUGGUCCCUAAAAGGAUUUUCUCUAAUUUAGGAUUAGAUAAUUCGAAACAACAACAUGACCCUUCUGUGAAAAUGGAACUGAGGCGGCAACAGGUGAAAGAAAAUCGUUUGAAACGAGAAAAUGAUAUGAAUCGAAGAAGACAAGAGCAGCAGAUGAAAAAAGAAGCUCACUUGAAAGCUUACCAAAGAAUUAUGAAGGAAGAGAGAUUAAAAGCAAUAAAGCACCAACAAGAAGAGCGAGAGAUUCAAAAACAGAUGGCAGCUAUACGAAGACAGAUGUUCGCAGAGAAAAAGGAACAGAAAGGAAAGAAACAAGAACAAAUCCAACUUACCAAUGAUCAUCCUCAGCAACCAGCAACUGAAAUAACUCCACAUAAGAAUUUCUCCAGCAUUGAACAAUGCACCUCAAUGGCUAAGACAGAACAACAAAUGGCCAAGUAUGAAGCUUUGAAAGUCAGACAGAAAGCUAACAACAUACAGAUUUUACAACGUCAUUUUAUGGCUUGGACAAGUGUCAUAUUACAGAAAAGGGUGAGAUAUGGAAAGGUUUCUGCUCUGGCUGACUGGAAGUUAUUGCUACGUCAUUGGAAUGCAUGGAAAUCCUUGUCAAUGCAGAAUAAAAUGGAGAAAGAAUUGCAAGUUCACCAACAGAACAUGAGAGAAUGUCAAAGAAAAGACAAAAUGGCAGGUGAGCACUACAUCACACAGUUGAUGAAGAAGUGCUUCUGGACGUGGCAACUAUACCUUCACAGAGAAAAAGAAUGCCAGCGUUUAAAACUCUCACAGAAAGAAACCAAAGACAAAAUGGAGAAACUCUUAACUGCUGCUGCUUCAGGAAAAAUAAAUGUGGCUAAUUCUUUGAGCAAUUCUGAGACCAAAUCUAAAAAUUUAACCAAGAAGAAGCCAGACAUUGAGAAAUGCAUUAAACAAGUGAAAAUUUCAAGUGUUCCAUGCCAUUCUGAUGGUAGUAUUAUUGAGUGCUCGCAAUUGUCAAGUGUACCAUGGAAAGCUUCCAGAAAGCUGCUGGACAUGGAAACUCCUCAAUUUUCUCAGCUUGUUGCAGGAACAAAUCCUGAAACCUAUUCUUCAGAUCAGAAACAGUUAAGUGCAUUUUUAAUUACUGCUGGCUAUUGUACAACUACUACUGCUGCUGCUACAACUGCUGCUACUGGUUAUUUUGAAACUGCCACCUCUGCUGCUGCUACCACUGCUAUUGCUGCUGCUCCUGUUGCUACUACUACUGCUGCUAUUACAAUUGCUGCUACUACUACUGUUCCUACUAUUGCUGCUGUUGAUGCUAUUCGUCCUGCUUCUACUGCUGCUACUACUACUACUACUACUACUACUACUACUACUACUACUGCUACUGCUACUGCAACUAGUGUUUCUGAAACUAAUGCAAUCCAGCCCUCUCUUCAGUCUCAAUCCCUUCAAUCUACUGAAACUACAGUUACUCCAAUUACCGUUAACACUGUUGGUUCUUGUUCCUCUAUUAAUCAACAAAUUCACAAUACUUCUUCUGGCACUUAUUCAUUAUCUUUAAUGAGUCGUCAGCAAAUCUUUUGCCGCUGUUGUAGCUUGUGUAUGUGGGCGUUCAUGAUGUCGUUGUUGUUGCUGUCAGUGCUUGUUAUUGUUGCUGUCAUUAUUAUUGCCAUUGUCCUUUAGCACACCAGCACCACGUGGUUGAUUCAGCAGACCUUUGAUGAUGAUGAUGUGACGAUAAGGAUGAUGUUGUUGUGAGACAGUUAUUGUUAUGGUAAAGGGUUAUUAAAGUACUGAGCUCAAAUAGCAGUAUUUUUAUGAUA
Octopus bimaculoides (California two-spot octopus) is the source of this 2891-nucleotide messenger RNA. RefSeq lists its product as uncharacterized. The record is from RefSeq and is a predicted model, not a curated record. NCBI's taxonomy places the organism in Eukaryota, Metazoa, Mollusca, Cephalopoda, Octopoda, Octopodidae.